AAUACUAAAAUAUCAAAGGAGUUAACACUAAAUACAUAACAAGUGGGACGGAUUUCACAUUUUCACUUCAGAAUUUUUUUUUUGUUAAACUUCUCGUUCUCUCCGUCGGCUGAAAACUCCAUUGCUCCAGGCUUCCAGCCUCCAUGAUGGUGUGAUCCUUCCUAUUUUUCUUCCCAACAAGUCAACAACAAUUAAAUCUUUACGGCAUGGUUCUGAAAAGAAAGCAAUCUUCUGGAUGUCAAAAUAGGAAGAAGAAGAAAAAGAAAAAGAGAUUGGAAUAUACUAAAUCUCUAGUAGGUUCUUUUGAUAAGUUUUUGAUUAGGAAUCAACCAGCAAUUGAGAAUAAGGGCGAUGAGGAUAAUGCUACAGAUGAUAAUGGUAAGAAUGAGGGGAAUGGGGAUGAUGGUGCUGCUGAUAAUGGUUUAAAUGAGGGGAAUGGGGAUGAUGGUGCUGCUGAUAAUAGUAUGAAUGAGGGGAAUGGAGAUGAUGGUGUUGCUGAUAAUGGUAUGAAUGAGGGCAAUGAGAAUGAGGGUGAUGCUGAUAAUAGUGUAAAUGAGGGAAAUGUAAAUGAUGGUGGUGUUGAGAAUGGUAUGAAUGAUAUCAAUGAGAAUGACAGAAGGGGGGAUAAUGUCAACAAGACGGUAGGAACGAAUGAAGUUGGUAAUUAUUGUGAAGAGUUAAGCCAUAUAGAUAUGUUUGAUCAGGCUAAUUGGAAUACAAUUGAUAAAAAACUUGUUGAUUUUUUGGUAGAGAAGGGUCCAGUGAGAAUUGAUAAUAUCAAGUUCCCUAGAGAUUCCAAGGGCGAUCAUUUCUCUAGCACUUAUUACUUUCGGAGAAUGAGCAAUUUUGAGAAACAAGAAAGGAGAUGGCUAGUGUAUUCGACAUCUUUGGAUAAGGUAUUCUGUUUUUGUUGUAAAUUGUUUAAGAAGAGGGAAACUAAUUAUCAGUUGUGCGAAAGUGGGUUCAAUGAUUGGAAUAACCUAAGUGGAAGACUUAGUACUCAUGAAAACAGUGGAGAGCAUGCUGUUUGUAUGUUUAAUUGGCUUGAGUUGGAAUUACGAUUGAGAAAGGAAAAAACCAUUGAUAAGAGAAUACAAGAACAGAUCAAUAGAGAGAAGAUACAUUAUAAAGAUGUUUUGGAGAGGAUGAUGGACGGCAUCUUGUUCCUAGCGAAGAAUGGUUUAGCAUUUCGUGGGGAUAGUGAGAAAAUUUAUACAAAAAAUAAUGGAAACUUCUUAAGUUUCAUAGAGGUACUUGCAAAAUAUGAUCCCGUGUUAAAGUAUCACUUGGAGAGUAUCGAAAAGAAUGAAAUGCGGUAUCAUUAUCUUAGCCACAAAAUUCAGAAUGAACUGAUUUCAAUGCUUGUUGAUGAGACGCGAAAGCUUAUUCUGAAAAAAAUCCACGAGGCGAAAUACUUCUCAAUUAUUCUUGAUUGUACUCCGGAUGUUUCUCGCAGGGAACAAAUGUCCAUUAUAAUCAGAUGCGUAGAUGUUUCACCAGCAAGAAUUGAGGAAUAUUUUCUUGGGUUUUUGAAAGUUGAAGAUAAAACAGGAGAAGGUUUGUUUUUUGAACUUCAAGAAGCAUUGAUAAACCUUGGAUUAAAUAUUGAUGAUAUAAGAGGGCAGGGAUAUGACAAUGGAGCAAAUAUGAAAGGAAAACACAAAGGUGUACAAGCAAGACUACUCGAGAUUAAUCCAAGAGCAUUCUACACACCGUGUGCUUGUCAUAGUCUAAAUCUAAUACUUUGUGAUAUGGCUAAGUCAUGUCCUAAAGGAUUGUCUUUUUUUGGAUCCAUACAACGUAUUUAUACGUUAUUCUCGGCUUCUACUAAUCGAUGGGAUUUGUUCAAAGAAGAGAUUGGAGAGAAAGGUUUGACUCUUAAACCAUUAUGCGAUACUAGGUGGGAAAGCCGUGUAGCAAGUAUCAAAGCGAUAAGAUACCAAGCUCCUGAAAUACGCAAAGCUUUAGAGAAGUUGCGAGAUUCAUCCUCUAUUUCUCAAGAAGUCAGCACAGCCGAGAGCCUAAGUAUAGAAAAGAUGGGUUCCAAAAGGCAAUGGAAGAAGCGAAGGAGAUUGCAGAUGGUAUGAAUAUUGAACCUACAUUUCGUGAAGUUCGCACCACUCGUACUUGCGAACCAAUAUCAGGUGAGGAAUUUUUUAGAAGAACUUACUUUUUAUAUAUAAUGGACAGUGCUAUAUCAUCAUUCAAGGCCAGGUUUGAACAGUUUCGAUUAUAUGAAAAAAUAUUUGGUUUUCUGUUUGACUCGAACAAGUUAAGAACUAUGAGUGAGAAUGAAUUGAUGAGGUCCUGUCUCGCACUUGAAGGUUAGUUGAAGCAUGGUACAUCUAGAGAUAUUGAUGGCAGGGAGUUAUAUUUGGAAUUGUUAGUCAUGAGAGUUGCAUUACCUAAGGCUUAUAGCAAACCAAUGGAGGUUUUGCAAUUUUUACUAAGAAUGGAUGGUUGCUACCCAAAUGCGUGGAUUGCUUAUAGGAUACUGCUCACAAUUCCGGUAACAGUUGCAUCGGCGGAAAGAAGUUUUUCUAAACUAAAGUUGAUUUUAUCGUAUCUUCGAUCAACUAUGUCAGAAGAGAGAUUAAUUGGAUUAUCUAUGCUGGCAAUUGAAACAGAUAUGGUUAUGCAAGUUGAUUUUAAAGUUAUACUUAAUGAUUUUGCAUCUAGAAAUGUAAGAAGAAUCAACUUUCAAUAGAUGUUAUUUGUAUGAUUAUCUGAACCCUUUACUUUUAUUGUUUUCUGAACCAUAAUUUGCUUGACAUAUUUACAUGCUGAGAAUGAUAUACUUAU
Messenger RNA from Papaver somniferum (opium poppy), 2802 nucleotides. RefSeq names its product zinc finger MYM-type protein 1-like. The record is from RefSeq and is a predicted model, not a curated record. The transcript is spliced from 3 exons. Lineage: Eukaryota; Viridiplantae; Streptophyta; Magnoliopsida; Ranunculales; Papaveraceae. Bases 207 to 2087 code for a protein of 626 amino acids.